This is a messenger RNA of Paramisgurnus dabryanus, 511 nucleotides long. It is a transcript of the gene sec61g, whose product is annotated as SEC61 translocon subunit gamma. Gene Ontology annotation, biological process: intracellular protein transport; protein targeting. The record is from RefSeq and is a predicted model, not a curated record. NCBI's taxonomy places the organism in Eukaryota, Metazoa, Chordata, Actinopteri, Cypriniformes, Cobitidae. Gene Ontology annotation, molecular function: transmembrane protein transporter activity. Gene Ontology annotation, cellular component: membrane.
GCAUUGUGAGCAGCAUUUUUGAGACAUUGCGCAUGCGCGGCUCUGAAAGCUGCGUCAGUCUUUCCGCAGUUAAAUCUACGUGGCUUUAAGCAUAGCCGAGUCAGUUUAUACAGAAAGCUGAACCAUUUCGUCUUCAUCUUUUGAUUUGUUAACACAGUCCAGAAUGGAUCAGGUUAUGCAGUUCGUGGAGCCCAGCAGGCAGUUCGUCAAGGACUCCAUCAGACUGGUCAAAAGAUGCACAAAACCAGACAGAAAAGAAUUCCAGAAGAUUGCUAUGGCCACAGCAAUUGGGUUUGCCAUCAUGGGCUUCAUUGGAUUCUUCGUCAAACUCAUCCACAUCCCCAUCAACAAUAUCAUUGUUGGUGGCUAAGUUGUGAACCCAUACGGACCCUUGACUGCCUGGAACGAUGUUUGAUAAUGGAUUAAAUGCGAACAUUUGUACAAAUAUUGUUUUUUUUUUUGUGUAUUGACAUUUCUAUUUGGCUGUGUUAAUAAAUCAAAGGUUACACUA